Molecule: messenger RNA, 2625 nt
Organism: Mizuhopecten yessoensis (Yesso scallop)
Lineage: Eukaryota; Metazoa; Mollusca; Bivalvia; Pectinida; Pectinidae
Exons: 2
Coding region: 122-748 (208 amino acids)
Source: RefSeq, a predicted model, not a curated record
GCCCCUCGAAUCAGUCAGCGGCAACCUGGUGUUUCACAUACCAGAAACUGUCGACGAAGCGGAAUUCGUGUUUUCAACACAAACUGAAAGCUAUAAACAUAUUACCAUUGAUUGUGAUAAUAUGACAGGGCCUGGAUUAGUCGUAGAUGGUAUGAUCUCCAGUCAUAAGUCCGUGGGUAGUGGACUUCACAUCGUCAGGACCAAUGGCAGCUCUGUCCUGGUGGCUGGCUAUGUUCAUGGAUGGAUACAAGCUAAAGCAUUCAGUUAUCCCCUCGUUAUAAACAGUAGUCUGGUGGAAGGAACAGAUGCCUUGCUACAAGAAUGUGAAACCAUCCGACCUACAGCAGCACUGACUAGAACCAUCCAGUCUACAGCAGCACCUACUGGAGCCAUCCGACCUACAGCAUCAUUUGUGGAAUCCACCAAACCUACACUAGUAUUAACGGACAACUCAACUUCCUCGUGCUCCUGUAAUAGUUGUGGCAAUUACAGCUUCUCUAAUUAUACUACUGAGGAACUUCAUGCCGUCAUAGAACAACUUCGGGCAGAACUUCUUGUUCAAAGGAAUUCGACUAGUAGUUAUAUACGUACCAAGAUAUCAGCGAAGGACAAUCGGCCGUCUUCUACAGCUAUAGGUUGUGUAGGCUGUAUGAUUCUAGUCAUAGCAGGACUAGGAAUUCUGGCCAUGGAUGCUGGUGUUCUGGUCGAGGUUAUAAAAAACAUAAAACGAAACGUUUGUCCGGUAUAAAAAGAUAUUAUCCUAUUUCCGUUUCAACCAUUUUUAUUGACAAAUUGUUACAGUCAAAUAUGUUGAAUAACCGGUCAAGUCUAUAUACAAAUUCUCUCCAUGAAAUCUUUAUCAAAUAAGUUGUCCGUGAAUUAAUUAAGUGUGAUUAAAUUUAAUUUGAAAUGAUAAAUUAUAUGGGAUAGCAACAGCGUUAUAUAGCAAGGGAGAUAACUCUCCCACGUAAAAAUAUAUGGAGAUGAACUGGAACACCUAUACAACAUACAAACCGUUUUCCUUCUUCGAUUACAUGUAUACAGAUGUCACUUUGCAAAGAGACCAGUUGGUAAUCAUUAACCAAAUAUUAAAAUAUUAUCCUAAUAGCUGAAAUUUAAAUACAUGAUAGGAUUUUAGACAAAACAUAAUACGCUCAGUAGUAUUCAUGUAAUCGCUGAUCCUGAAUAAUUGUAUUUUGAAAGUAAACAUUUGUUUUUGCUGUUUAUUAAAUACCAAUGGUUUCGUUAUUUGCUAUUCGCUUUCACGUUGUAAAAAAAUCAAAGAAAUUCCUUAACCCUUAUGUUUUGUAAAAACAGUCAAAAGGACGACAGGAUUACCGCCGUUGUGGAGUACAUUGAUAGAUGCCGACAAAAGAUAACAUGAUUUUAGAUCAGGCUAGGCAUAUUCUUAUAGAAAAGCACUGAUAGAUGAUUGGACUUCUCCAGACUGUUGUAGAGUACAAUAUCACUGAAUUGAUAGAACUUGGACACUUUAGCAUUAUAUCACACAAAUCAUUCUGACAACCGCUUUUUAAAAAUUCCCAAGGACACACCCAGAACAAGAAAAGGGAAAUGUGGGAUGAAAUAAGCAGAAAGAGGUCCAAUAUGAUGACAAUCAAUCGCUGCCAUUUAUAUCCACAAAAAGAGCCCUUUAAUACGAUUUCUGAAAAAGGGCCAUAUAGGUUUUAAUUAACGAUCGCGCUGCUGGGUACGACAGGACCAUUGGUUUCUUUAUACAACGGAAACACUGAUUAGAAAUAAAUACUGUUAACUGAACAUUCUAUAAUCGCAAUAAGGACCAUGUUUUUCGUUCACUGUACAUGUAUAUUCAGUUGUAGGAGUAAAUCUUUGCUUGGGGCAUCCAUUUUUAUUGUAUUUUUCUGACAGUAUCCUUCAUGCUUUUAAACAACGCAGAAUACCAAAUGUUAAUGAAAAUGGUAGCUCUUUCGCUGUUCAUUUUCAAUGUAGUUAGCAAUUGAUAUAGAACAAUGGAGUUAUAGAGUUAUUUUAUUGAAAUGAAGUUAUUUGUUGAAUGUAAGUAUACUUUCAACCUUUCUAAUGGCUACACGUUUUAAUAAAUACACCUGAAGUUCAUGUUUACAUCGUUUUUUUCCCAACCGUUUAUCGAGUUGAUUGCACAUACAUUAUUGAUAAAUUGAUGGAUGCGAACUAAAGGGGAAGUCAUUGUGUAUAUUAUAGCCAAAGAAAUCUUAAAAAUACCCAAUCGAACCCUUAUUUCAUUAACUGACAUUGGAAAUGGACGUAUGUCAAUCAUAUAGCUGACGAAGAAGCAUACCUUAAACGUUCAGUGCGCGACAUAUCGAAAAGCAUUGUUGAUUGAUGACUUGAUAACGAUUUUAACACUUGAAUCCGAAUUUUGGACGUAUUUUCACAUUAUUUAGACAAGAUGUACUUUCCAUUAAAUCUAUUUCAUUUCCUUCAUUCAUUUCUUCCCAUUUAUUUACUUUUGUUUUUACGUAAUGUGUUGUGUAUGUUUAAUUGGAUAUAGCUUUUAUUAUAGCUAUUUAUAUAUUCCAUCCUAUUUAACAGUGGUACCGUACGUUUGAACAUCUGCAAUGUUAGUACAAGUGUUGCAACGUUGAAACAUAUGUAAACGGAACACGU